This is a messenger RNA of Hymenoscyphus albidus, 1586 nucleotides long. NCBI's taxonomy places the organism in Eukaryota, Fungi, Ascomycota, Leotiomycetes, Helotiales, Helotiaceae. The record is from the annotation of a GenBank genome assembly.
AUCGCAUUUGGCUUCUCCAGAUCCAAGGGUCUUCAGUCCCAAAGUACCGACUCUAGCUGGAGCUGUGAAGAACCAGAAUAAGCACGUGACAGAUGUUGAUUUGACGACCUGAGGUCUCUGAAGAAGAACUUCAGUUGUCGCUUUCUACAAUUCCAUCAUCCCUCCAGAGUGAAUAUCGAACUUCGCUAGAGGAGGAAAAUGGCGUCGACUCCAAUGGCCAUCGAUUCUCCUAUAGGUGCCAAUGGUAGAGCGCCUGCAGUGCUACCUACAAAUCCGCUACCCACUACGGCAAAGGUGUCUGAUAUGAUUUCCCUUUUUAGACCAACCAAGGUAUGAACUGUUCGGGAGAAUACCGCAAAGAGAGAUAUACUAACGAGACACAAGCACUUCUUGUCUGAGCACUACAAACGUGAUUCCGCAUCUGGGAAACCAGCAAAGUCAAAAGCCUCCAUCAUCUCUUUGGACUUCAGCGAUGGAGGAGACUAUCUCCUUACCUCGGAGAGCGACAAUAACAUGUCAAUAUAUGACGUUGUCAGGGGCAAGUGGUUCAAGAGCUGCUUGAGUCAGAAAUAUGGUGUAAGCCACGCCAUGUUCACCCAUAAAUCUCGAGACUCAAAUCCAUGUAUCAUACACUCCAGUACCAAGAUAAAUCGUGAGUAUCGCCACUAUCCUUUCUUCCAUGCAUAGGGCCUAACUGGAACAGACGUAAUCCGCUACCUCUCAACACACGACAACUCCUACUUGCGCUAUUUUGAGGGUCACGAGAAAAACGUCACCUGCCUUUCCCUCCACCCGGGACAGGAUAACUUCAUUUCCUGUAGUGAAGACGACACGGUUCGAAUCUGGGAUGCUGGUACUAAAAACUCAUGCGGCAAACUACUCUUGAAUGGAGCCUACCUCGCAGCCUGGGAUCCCUCUGGUAAUGUUUUCGCUGUAGCAUCUCCAGCAGCACAAUCAAUCCUGCUAUAUGAUUUCCGCAAUUUCGAUAGAGCACCUUUCAGCGUCUUUGACAUGCUACCGUAUUCUCAAGAAACUGUCCCAGGAGCAGUCAAUAAAGGCUGGAAUAAGAUAGAAUUCUCCAACGACGGAAAAUCUCUCCUACUAGGGACCACAGGCUCCGGCCAUGUCCUACUCGACGCUUUCGAUGGACACCUGAAAGCGAUAGUUCGUCGGGAGAGAGGUGGUGUAAAACGCCUGGGAGUCGGCGAUCACAACCCUGACCACGUUGAACCCGACUCCCCGGAUUUUCUAUAUCCCAGUACGGGAGAUUGCUGUUUUACGCCUGAUGGUCGUUACAUACUCAGCGGAACACGAAGAGAGAAUGUCUUGGUUUACGACACGUUGGCAGGAACACCAGAAAAGAUUGCGAAGCCGAUUCAUGAAUUGGAAUACAAGGGAGAUACUGGUGUCAUUGCUUUCAACCCAAAAUAUAACAUGUUUGCUACUGGCGACAAGGAAACGGUAUUAUGGGUUCCUGAUCGAGAUCUCUGAGGUUAUGAACUAAGGAUCGGUGGAUGCUGCAUUUGCUUAUUGAUCUGCUUGCUGGAUACCCUCUGAAUGAUGAAGAUCUGUAUUGGCGUUGGGAG